CUUGUUGUUGUGGAGGCCAAAAUGGCGGCGCAGGCGGCGGCGGCGGCUGCUCAGGCGGCGGCGGCCCAGGCAGCGCAGGCUGAGGCGGCCGAGUCGUGGUAUCUGGCUCUUCUGGGCUUCGCCGAGCACUUCCGCACUUCCAGCCCGCCCAAGAUCCGCCUGUGCGUGCACUGCCUGCAGGCCGUGUUCCCCUUCAAGCCGCCGCAGCGCAUCGAGGCCCGAACGCAUCUGCAGCUCGGCUCGGUACUCUACCACCACACUAAGAACAGUGAGCAGGCGCGCAGCCAUCUGGAGAAGGCGUGGUUGAUAUCUCAGCAAAUCCCCCAGUUUGAAGAUGUCAAAUUUGAAGCAGCAAGUCUUUUGUCUGAAUUAUACUGUCAAGAGAAUUCCGUCGAUGCAGCAAAGCCGCUGCUGCGGAAAGCUAUCCAGAUCUCACAGCAGACCCCGUACUGGCACUGCCGCCUGCUCUUCCAGCUUGCUCAACUGCACACACUUGAGAAGGACCUGGUGUCAGCCUGCGACCUCCUGGGCGUGGGGGCCGAGUAUGCCCGGGUAGUAGGAUCCGAGUACACGCGGGCACUGUUCCUCCUCAGCAAAGGGAUGCUGCUGCUGAUGGAGCGCAAGUUGCAGGAAGUCCACCCGCUGCUGACCCUCUGUGGACAGAUAGUUGAGAACUGGCAGGGGAACCCCAUCCAGAAGGAGUCUCUGCGCGUCUUCUUCCUGGUUCUCCAGGUAACCCACUACCUGGAUGCUGGGCAGGUGAAAAGCGUGAAGCCAUGCCUGAAGCAGCUGCAGCAGUGCAUCCAGACCAUCUCCACACUGCACGACGAUGAGAUCCUGCCCAGCAACCCUGCCGAUCUCUUCCAUUGGCUGCCCAAGGAGCACAUGUGCGUGCUUGUCUACCUGGUGACCGUGAUGCACUCCAUGCAGGCUGGCUACCUGGAGAAGGCACAGAAGUACACGGACAAAGCCCUGAUGCAGCUAGAGAAGCUCAAGAUGCUCGACUGCAGCCCCAUCCUGUCCUCCUUCCAAGUGAUCCUACUUGAGCACAUCAUCAUGUGCAGGCUUGUCACAGGACACAAGGCCACCGCCCUGCAGGAGAUCUCCCAGGUCUGCCAGCUGUGCCAACAGUCGCCCCGGCUCUUCUCCAACCAUGCAGCGCAGCUACACACACUGCUGGGCCUGUACUGUGUCUCAGUCAACUGCAUGGACAACGCAGAAGCCCAGUUCACCACAGCCCUGCGGCUCACCAAUCACCAGGAGCUAUGGGCCUUCAUUGUGACCAACCUGGCGAGUGUGUAUAUACGGGAAGGAAAUAGACACCAAGAGGUACUGUACAGUUUGUUGGAAAGGAUCAAUCCAGACCACAGCUUCCCUGUCAGCUCUCACUGCCUCCGAGCGGCAGCUUUCUAUGUGCGUGGGCUCUUCUCCUUCUUCCAGGGACGCUACAACGAGGCCAAGCGAUUCCUGCGAGAAACUCUGAAGAUGUCCAAUGCAGAGGACCUGAACCGGCUCACCGCCUGCUCCCUCGUCCUCCUGGGCCACAUCUUCUAUGUGUUGGGGAACCACAGGGAGAGUAACAACAUGGUGGUGCCCGCCAUGCAGCUGGCCAGCAAGAUCCCAGACAUGUCAGUGCAGCUAUGGUCAUCAGCCCUGCUGAGAGACCUGAACAAGGCCUGCGGGAAUGCCAUGGAUGCCCAUGAAGCUGCCCAGAUGCACCAGAACUUCUCACAGCAGCUACUCCAGGACCACAUUGAGGCCUGCAGCCUCCCUGAGCACAACCUCAUCACGUGGACAGAUGGCCCGCCCCCUGUGCAGUUCCAAGCUCAGAAUGGACCCAACACCAGCCUGGCCAGCCUCCUGUGAGGCCCCUGGAAGGGACUGCCCAGCUUCUCAGGGCCUCCUUGGGGCCUGAUGUGUCCCCAACUUCCACCCAGACAGCUCUUGAGCUUUCCUUGGAUGCGUGCUGGUGUGGAUAUUCCCAGCUUCCUUCCUGACUGUCUCCAGAGCUUCCAAGUCCCUGGGGAGUGUGCGGGGCUGAUUUCCUGCCCUCCCAGGAAGGGCCGACCAGCUGUUCCUGCUGUGCACCAGGCCCCUGGUGUUGAGCUUCACAGGUGGGAUGUUGGAGCCGAUUUUUCAGAGUCAUCCUUUAAAGUGGUCUUGAACUGUCAGUCCUGCUUCCAUGUCUGAGUCACACCUUGGAGGGAGCAUGUCUGGGUGGGAAGUGGGCUGCUGGCCACCAGCCAGGUCCUGAUCCUGCGUGCUGGAGUGGGCACUAUUGCCAACGUGUCACCACCUGACUUCCAUUACGUGGGCCUCCAUGUUGGGCUGGAGUGUUUACUCUGUUCACAGCAUCUUCCGGAAACCAGAGACAAGACGCCAGUUUCUGGCCCAAAAUUGGAGGGAAGAAGUGAUGGCACACUUCAGGGACAAAAAUGCACAACCCGCCACGACACUUUUCCUAGCUUGCCUUUCUCUCCAGCAUCUGCUCUUCUGACAGUGGGGGCUCUGGUCAGGACCUUGGAGGAUCUAGGAACUCCGCUUCCAAACACCUGCACCUUGACUGGAUUCACCAUCUGGCCAUGUGAGUGGCCAUGCUUUUAGACACAGGUGUGCGUGUAUGUGCACGCAUGUGUGGUGAUUCACAGAGUUGGAGCCAGGAGCAGAGACUCUUGUGUUUGCACCAGCCGCCUUCCCUGGUCAGCAUUGAUACAACAGGAAGCAGAGGAAAGGGGAAAGGACUCUCAUCAGCCCAACUCAGGGUGUUGGAAUGAAGGACUUGCUUCCUGGCAGCCCUGUGGCCUCCUCAGCAGAGGAUGUUUGCGGAUGAUGCUCAGCAGGCCUGCAGGCAGCAGCUCCCCUCGCCCCCUGCCCUACCCACAGGAGCAGAGAGGAGGAGACAGAGGAGACCUACCUGCCUUGGGUCUUAGGAUAGUUUUGAAACGUAUUCCUGAGCUGGACCCCAGGAGGCUCUGCCAGGCCCAGACAGCCAUGCUCAGUUCUGUACUCCUCUUGGCUUGUUGGGGAGAUGCCCCAGUGGUGAUGGUGGCAUUGGGGGCAGUCUAGGUAGCCAGCCCUUCCAGCUUCUGGCACCUGAGAGUGCCUGGGGUGAUGAGUGGUCUUACAAGUAAGAGUGGCUUGUUGGUUUGCAUCUCAUUACCCUUGGCACUGUGAAGGCUGCUUCUGAACAUUGGGAUCGUUCAGGUCAGCUGCUCAGGCCCUGAGGCCUGGGUGUGCCUUAGCCAAAAGCAGGGCUGUCAGCAGACCUCCCUGUGCUAGGCCACUGCCCUCUCCAGGCUAGUGUCAGUGCUUUGCUGCCCACUUCGGGGUCAGUGACAGGUGUGCAGGUGAACCGUUGGUCAGAGGGAUGGGCCAGCCAGGGUUUGUCUUAAGAGGACCCACCAUCUCUGUGUUAUCCUAGGUCACCCAAGGAAGGCUGGCCCUGUCUCAUGCUGCUCUGGGCUGCCCCCUCGGCUAAUACCCCCUGGGCCCAUGAGGCCUGUAGAGGAGGGUGUGACGCCUGGCCAUAAGCUGUCCCUGUCCUGUCUUCCUCCCCCAUCGAGGGUGCCCCCCAGGCCUUCCCCUCUACAUGUGGGACAGAGUCCCCAUCUCGCCUCAAGCUGCACCUGCCGGCCUGGACCCUACACUGUCCGACCUCUCCAGACCCACAUUACUUCCAUCACGCUGUACAUCAUGUUUGUCUCUGCCUAUUUAUUUAAAUCUUUCUUUGCUUCUAGGGCAUUUUGUAUGUAGAGCAGUUGAAAUAAGAACCUCAAAACUUAAUGUCUGUCCUGAAGUUAAAGUGCUUUUAGUGAUCACCCUGUUGUCUCUGUGUAUAUAAAGUUAAGGGUAAGUUCUUAAGUUUACAGUGAAAAAUUUCAGUACUCGAUAUUUAAUAUUCUACUCUAGCUUUAUGGAAGCCAAACUGUGUACAUGAGUGCGUGCCUGUGUGAGCUUUGACCCUCCCCUUCACCAUAGCAUCUUCCAAUUACAUAAAGUUUUCGAUAAGUACCUUCCUGUGAGUCUAAAUUUAGUGCCUCACAAUUUCUCACGCAAUCAUAACAAUUCAAGACAGGCAGCAAGCAAGCGCCCAGGGAGAUGUUACACACAGUGUCAUAUAGCUAAGUAUUCAGGAAAAACAGAUAAAUAAAACCUCCACACUCUUACGUAUACAGGGCAUGAGGGAGUAGCAGAAAGAUUCCUGCUGGCAGGUAAAUUACUGAAAGCUGGUCAGACCCUCGUAUGUUCCUCCUGCUGCCUCCUGUCAGUGGUGGCUCUCAGGGCCUGCAGGACUCAGGGGCUGGUCCAGGAGGUGCUGGGUUCCCUUGCAGCCAGACAGCUGUCUCCUCCUGACUGGGUCCCUUCAGUGACCCGUGGGUGAGGCGAGGAUCCUCUCCCUGGGGCAAGGGCUCCCUGUCCCACUCAUUAGGAACACAGGCAAGGAAACCGGAGAAGGGCUGCCUGGCAUGGUGGGUAAAUUUGUUGGUUGCAUUCUCUCUCUGUUUCAUUAAGGGGUUUUAAUAAGUAUGUUUGGCAUAAUGUGUUUCAGUGGGUAUAAGCAGCCUGUAACUUCAGCUGGUGCUUUUAAUCAGGAAAAAUAAAUUUGUAAAUACAAAGCAUUGUUUAAAAGACAUAACCAUAGAACCUAGCUUCCCAUUUGUGGAUUUCUUUUCCUAUAUAUUCAAAGUAAAAUAACUUGCAGGAGCCAUCA
Equus caballus (horse) is the source of this 4711-nucleotide messenger RNA. It is a transcript of the gene MAU2, whose product is annotated as MAU2 sister chromatid cohesion factor. Gene Ontology annotation, molecular function: double-stranded DNA binding; protein binding. Lineage: Eukaryota; Metazoa; Chordata; Mammalia; Perissodactyla; Equidae. Gene Ontology annotation, cellular component: chromatin; SMC loading complex. The record is from RefSeq and is a predicted model, not a curated record. Gene Ontology annotation, biological process: mitotic sister chromatid cohesion; maintenance of mitotic sister chromatid cohesion.